AUGGCACAUGAAAACGAGAGCGUGCGACUAACACCAUCAAUAAUCCCCGACCUUCCCAAUUAUGAUGUUAAAGAAUCAUCUUUCUUUACAAGAUGGGAACAAUUACCUACCCCGGAAGAAGUGCAAGCACAAACCAAAGCCCAGCAUCUCGCAGGAAUAAAUCCAGAUCGAAGGAGAGACUAUUCCACCGACUCAUUUCAUGUUAGACCACCGCCUGUCCUAUUUGAAGAAAUGAACAUGCUUGUUAAGUGGGGAAUGUCUCUCAAAAUGUCCGAAGCUUACUGUUUAUAUGCUAUCCGCCGACUUCUCAAGGAGCAUGUCCCCGUCCCCGAGGUAUAUGGAUGGCGCACUGAAGGAGAGGUGAUAUACAUCUACAUGGAGUAUGUGAAGGGAAAGACGUUGGAGCAAGCAUGGGAUACCAUGGCAGAAGAAGAUAAAACAAGCAUCUGUCAUGAGCUGAGAAUAAUCUGCGAUCGACUUCGUCAACUCGAACAGGACCCGGAGGAUACAUUCGUCGGCAACAUCGCGCAAAACCCCAUCUACGACAGAACCUUCAGCAUCAAUCACCUACAUGAAGCAGGCCCAUUCCCCACCGUCCGCCAAUUCCACGACUGGUUCACAUUCCUUCCCCGACGACGGAUGUCGGAACCAUACUCUGUGCCCAUAGAAGCAUAUCGCUAUGGUCUUCCAGACCACUGUGCCAUCAAAUUCACGCAUGGCGAUCUCCAUCGCAGUAACAUCCUCGUCACAUCCUCUCCUCCAUACCGUGUAAUGGCAAUCAUCGACUGGGAGCAAUCCGGCUGGCUACCUGCAUACUGGGAAGUGCGCAAAGCGCAAAUGUCAGCUUGGGAUGAUGGUGAAGAAUGGGCAUCGGACUAUCUUCCCAUAAUUCUGGAUGGAUUUGAAAAUACGGUGGAUUCAUGGUGGUGGUAUAUAGCCGCUUUGGGACCUUGA
Aspergillus luchuensis is the source of this 954-nucleotide messenger RNA. Its product is annotated as phosphotransferase family protein. The record is from RefSeq and is a predicted model, not a curated record. Lineage: Eukaryota; Fungi; Ascomycota; Eurotiomycetes; Eurotiales; Aspergillaceae. The transcript is spliced from 2 exons. Bases 1 to 954 code for a protein of 317 amino acids.